This is a messenger RNA of Amoebophrya sp. A25, 521 nucleotides long. NCBI's taxonomy places the organism in Eukaryota, Dinophyceae, Syndiniales, Amoebophryaceae. The record is from the annotation of a GenBank genome assembly.
AUGGUUGACUCAUUUCGACAAAGGCUGCAGGUGCGCAGCCAUCUUACUGAUUAUGGCAUGUUCUUGAUGGAAAUCAUCUACUUCACACGAAGAUAUACUGACGUCGUCAAUUAUUCUGUGCUCAUCUCUUCACUUAUAACUAUUUUACUUCUGGAAGUGUUAGUUUAUUUAAUGAGUAUCGUUGUUAAACGUUCAAGACAGCUGGCACGCUCCUCUUACUUAAACUCAAUAAGAUUGUGAAACUCAGCGUGACCCUUAGGCCCAUGGCUGCCCAGAUUUAGGACCUUCACUGAUGCAGACUUCCGUUGUCCUACAACUUCACUAGGCACGUCUCGAGCUAUCUUCGCCAUCGGCUAUCGUUCAUAUGAACCACUAUAACCCCUUCUCCUCCCUUCUGAUUUAUAUACGGACACUGCUCUACUACAAUAAAUGGCUACACUUGACGCAGAGUCAUUGUUUUUCACCAGAUGGCGACAUUAUUAGCAAGAACUCGUGCACUCAUUCCUUUCACAUAAUACAUC